Molecule: messenger RNA, 2191 nt
Organism: Homarus americanus (American lobster)
Lineage: Eukaryota; Metazoa; Arthropoda; Malacostraca; Decapoda; Nephropidae
Product: laccase-like
Biological process (GO): iron ion transport
Cellular component (GO): plasma membrane
Molecular function (GO): copper ion binding; oxidoreductase activity
Source: RefSeq, a predicted model, not a curated record
UUCAACAUGCAGAAGGGUCUAUCGCGCCUCGUCUCUUAAGCCCUCAGCCUGGAUAUAGUAAUUGUAGGAUUCUUCUCCAUUAUGAUGUUCCUCGUUGGUAUCGUCUGUUUAUUGGCUCUUAUCACAACAAGUGUAUGUCAUGAAUGCGAGCGUCCGUGUGCGUUGGGAGACCACCGCACGUGUAUGUACAAGUUCCAGGUGCAGGAGUACCACACAGUGAGCCGCGCCUGCUACCAGUGUCCACAUCACCCCCAAGACUGUGCCCGGGAGGAGUGUGCGGCCGCAGAUGGUGUACGUAGGCCGCUCCUCACUGUGAACCGCCAGCUCCCAGGACCAGCUAUUCAUGUGUGUGAGGGGGACAGGGUGGUGGUAGACGUAUACAACUGGCAGCUGUCGGACACUGAGACCAUACACUGGCACGGUCAACACAUGAGAGGUUACCAGUACUUCGAUGGCGUCCCCUUCAUCACCCAGUGCCCCAUCAUGGGUGGCAUCUUCCGCUAUGACUUCAUCGCUGGCACACCUGGCACUCACUGGUGGCACUCUCACUCAGGGCUACACCGCGCUGAGGGAGUGUUUGGGGCGUUUGUGGUCCGACAGGCAGAGGAUCUACACGCCGGGGCUUAUGACAUCGACUAUCCCGCCCACGUCCUCGUCUUCCAAGAUUGGUUACACAAGUCAGCUCUGGAAAAGUUUAUGGACCACAACUACAAUGGACCGGAUGACCUGGCCACCACCAUCCUCAUCAACGGCAAGGGCAGGAACUCCGCGGCUCAGGCUGAGAGCGUAGAGGCACAGCCGACGCCCCUGGAGGUGGUGAAGGUAACACCCGGCUUACGUCACCGUCUGCGUCUCAUCAACGCCGCGGCUCUCAACUGCCCCAUGACUGUCAGUGUCGACGAUCAUUACCUUACUGUCAUCGCUACUGACGGCCAAGAGAUCGUUCCCCUCACCGCUAAAUCCCUCGUUAUCCACUCAGGUGAAAGGUUCGACGUGGUGUUGACGGCUGACCAACCCAUUGAUAACUACUGGAUCAGGGUUACUGGCCUUGUGGACUGUGGACCGAGAGAGUGUGUGCAGGGAGCCGUGAUGAGGUACGAGGGAGCCCCAGACCUCCUCCCUGCCUCUCACCUCACGUAUACUGCCACCUACCCGCCAGGUGUUGUGGUGAAUCCUUUCAACUCAGGUGGUGCUGCCAAGGAGGAGGUCACUAUGGUCGAACUAGACGCCCUCUGUCCCAGCAUCUUGAAGGAAGACGUCGACAAGCAAUUCACACUCUCCUUCAACUUCAACUUUGUCAACAACACGCACCUCUUCAACCCUGACCUCUAUCCCCUCAACACCGUGCCUCGGAAGUGGAAGUUAAGCACCCCGCAGUUCAACCACAUCACCUUCAAGCUCCCGGCCUCACCUCCCUCCCAAACUGACGUCCCACACCCCUCCCUCUGUUAUUAUGGCCAGCCAAUACACUGUAAUGGGGACUUCUGCAGCUGUACCUACGUGUUGGAGGUGGCGCUGGGGGAGACGGUGGAGCUGGUGUUGGUGGAUGAGGUGCUAGGUGACGAAGGCCACCCCUUUCACCUACACGGUUACAACUUUUAUGUGGUGGCCAUGGGCGCCUCGGCAGGUGAUAUCACUUCAGCGUCUGAGGUAGCGGCCCUAGAUGCUGCUGGACGCAUUAGACGUAAGUUGAAGGACGCCAUCAAAAAGGAUUCAGUCACCAUCCCUGACGGAGGCUACACCAUCGUCAGGUUCACAGCAGACACACCUGGUUGGUGGCUGAUGCACUGCCACUUGUCUUUCCACUCUGAGGUCGGGAUGGCUGCUGUCCUACACGUUGGUGAACCUGAGGACCUGCCGCCCGUCCCUCAAGGCUUCCCUACUUGUGGUUCCUUCAUGCCUGACCUGUAGGAACCUAUAGGACCUCCCUUCCAUCACACCUAACCUGUAGGACCUCCUUCCUUCGCGCGUGAUCUGUAGGAACCCUCUCUCAUCACACCUGACCUGUAGGACCCCCCUUUCCUUUACCCCAAUAAAAUUUCCUCCAUCCCUUCAGUUCGGCUUAGUAGCCUAGUUUAACGUUUUCUAUGAUUUGCAACUUAGUAUAAAAGAAAACGGCACUUUGUUUAUUGGGUUUAUGUUGUAUAAUAAAGACUCUAAUGAUAAUGAUAUGAAUAAAUGGUUAAUAUUA